AUGGCUGAUGCCAUCAAGAAACUAAAGCCCUCGAAGCUUGAUGCAGUUGUAAGCUGGCCGAUGCAUCGGCUACAAGUGCUCUAUCCAAAUCCAGAUGAGCCAUCAAAGCCGUCAAACAAAUUCGCGUUUGAGUAUGUAUCAUCAGAUACUAACCAAAGUCAAGCACUGCGGCAGUUGCUCGUAAACAAUCGAGCAUAUCAUGCCAUCAUGGCAACCCUUGGCAAGGGGUUUUCUGACCUGGACGCGACGGUGAAAGGUACCCACCGUGGCCCCAGGGCUACCCAGACCUCAGAGACGAACAAGCCUCUCCAUUCCUUUGGAUCCACGACUAAGCUGAUACCGGUCAAGGGCCAAUCGCUUCCUCUACAGCAGGGGGCAAUUAUCACAUCAUUUUUCUGUGACCAAGGCGACGAGCGUCGGCGGUCACUUCGAGUCUUGCUCAAAAUUGUCAUUCAACAGGUCAUCGAUGUGAGCCAGAAUCUGGCCGUUUAUCUCCUCACGGAUUCGAAGAAGGGAGGGAAAGCAGCAACGCAAGAGCUAGAUAUUGAGUCCCUUUCCAAAGUCCCCACUUUGUGGGAUGCGCUUCAAGCCAUGGCCAGAGAUCUUCCUUCUGGGUGGUUAUACAUCGUCGUGUAUGGUCUUGAGCGGCUUUCCAAGGAAUCGAUGGCUAAGUUCUUUGAGCUCCUCAAAUCUCUCAAUUCAGGUGAUGAUGCAUCUGAUGACGCGCCUAUCAAAUGGCUCUUUCUCAGUCGAUCAGGACACCCCGAAAUCGAGAAAGCAUUGAGGUCGAAAGCGCUUGAGAUUAACAUCGACGACUCCGAGAACGCUGCCCACCUCAGUGAUGCCUUACGAGCUGACAUCUCCGCGAGAAUUAAUGAGCUUGGGCUUCCGGCUCCAUUGGAUUACUUCUCCAAACGACAAAUCCACUCCCGCGCCGAAUAUAAUUCCAUCUAUGUGAGCCUGGUGAUACAGGAACUGAAGAAUGUUCAAGAGACUGGCAUGACGUCUACCGAGAUCCGCGCCUUGUUAGAGUCCUUCCCAUAUGGUUUAACGGAAAUGUUCGAGCAUAUCCGAAAGAGACUAACAAGAAAGGUCCUACAACCGGGUUCUGGGGGCAUUGACUACACGAAAGAAAUCCUAUGCUAUCUCAUUCUUGCUCUACGUGCUCCAGCGAUGCGAGAAUUGGCCAUUAUGGCGGACCUUCCUGCAGAGGAUCGCGAUGACCUGGAAAGACUGAAAGGCUACAUUCGACAAUGCGGUGCAUUCGUUACCUUGCGUGGGAGCGAGCUUAAUGAAAACAAUGCCGUACAAUGUGUGGGCUUCGCGGCGAAGGAACAUUUGGAAAAAUUUGCGAAAAAUGAUCUAGCUCUUGAUCUAGCAGACAUGCAAAAAAGGAAUCAUUGCGCUUCACGUGCUAAAGAAGAGGAGAGGGAGGAAGAAGAGGUAAGAAGCGAAGCUGGCGAUCAAGAGGUACUCCCUGUCGAUACCGAUGCACCUCCACAAAAUGAACCCCUCUCUCCGCUACCACCCCCAUCUGAGGCUCCUUCAGGAACAACGCAAGAUCGUGAUGAGCCUCGCGAUGAGAGUAGUUCACUACCGCCAGACAGAGAUCAGCCCCCGGACGAAAACCCGGUUCUUAGUCCAAAGGACGCUCUACAGUACCCUAUUCAUUACUGGAUCGAACAUGCUAAGCGUGCGCCAGAAGAUGUCAUCGAAGAGUUUUGUACGAGUCACAGGCAGUCGACGCAGUAUGGUGAGAGUCAGGGCAGUCAAAACAGUUUGGGAUAUCAGCCGUAUAGUACCCCGAACUCGUCAUAUGGAUCGGGGUUUAAGGGGCAGUAGGGACAG
This is a messenger RNA of Lindgomyces ingoldianus, 1848 nucleotides long. RefSeq lists its product as uncharacterized. The transcript has 7 exons. Bases 1 to 1842 code for a protein of 613 amino acids. The record is from RefSeq and is a predicted model, not a curated record. NCBI's taxonomy places the organism in Eukaryota, Fungi, Ascomycota, Dothideomycetes, Pleosporales, Lindgomycetaceae.